Molecule: messenger RNA, 3987 nt
Organism: Strigops habroptila (Kakapo)
Lineage: Eukaryota; Metazoa; Chordata; Aves; Psittaciformes; Psittacidae
Gene: DDX11
Product: DEAD/H-box helicase 11
Exons: 26
Coding region: 50-2800 (916 amino acids)
Biological process (GO): nucleobase-containing compound metabolic process; establishment of sister chromatid cohesion
Cellular component (GO): nucleus
Molecular function (GO): DNA binding; hydrolase activity, acting on acid anhydrides, in phosphorus-containing anhydrides; DNA helicase activity
Source: RefSeq, a predicted model, not a curated record
GGAAGGGGGCGGCGCGUCUCGGGCGCUCGGUUCGAAGCGGCGCGGCGGGAUGGAGAGCGGGGAGGCCGCGGCGGCGGGCCCCGGCGCGCCCCAGUUCCCGUUCCCCUACACGCCGUACCUCAUCCAGGAGCAGUUCAUGGCAGCGCUGUACGGCGCGCUGGAGGCUGGCCGGGUCGGCAUCUUUGAGAGCCCCACGGGCACGGGGAAAUCACUGAGCCUCAUCUGCGGGGCCCUCGCCUGGCUCCGAGACUUCGAGCAGAAGAAGCGGGAGGAGGAGGCGCGACUUCUGGCAGUCGAGGAGAGCGGGCAGGAGGGGAAGGAGUGUCCGUCCCUGGCUGGGCCUGCACACCCCGAGAGCCAAGGCACCGCUGGGGAACCGGACUGGGUUACGGCAUUCGUGCAGAAGAAAGAAGAGCGGGACUUGGUGGACAGGCUAAAGGAAGAGCAGAUCAGGAGGAAAAAGCGAGAAGAUCGUCUUGAGAAAAUUCGCCAUAAUGUGCAGUUAAAAUACGUAGCAAAGAGGAAGAGAGCUGAGGAGGAUGAGACAAAGCGCCUUCUUCAGCUCAGCAAGGAGGUUCUUUCAGAGGGAGCUGGAGAUGCUCUAGAGCAGCUGGAUGACAAUGAGGAGGAGCUGAUUCUUGCUGAAUAUGAGAGUGAUGAAGAAAAAAAAGUGGUAUCUGGGCUGGAAGAAGAUGAUGAUGAUUUGGAAGAGGAGCAUGUGACUAAGAUCUACUACUGCAGCCGCACUCACUCCCAGCUGUCUCAGUUUGUGCGUGAGGUGCAGAAAAGUCCUUUUGGCAAAGACACACGUCUGGUCUCCUUGGGAUCCAGGCAGAACCUGUGUGUGAAUGAGGAGGUGCGACGCCUUGGGGCUCUCCAACUCAUCAACGACCGCUGCAUGGAGAUGCAGAAGAACAAACAUGAAAAAAAGAGUGAUGAAGAGAAUGAAGGGAAGAAGAGACGUGUGAGUCGCACCAUAUGCCCAUUUUAUUCCUAUGAGCAAAUGCAGUUUCUCCGUGAUGAAGUUCUAGUGGAAGUGAAGGAUAUUGAGCAGUUGGUGGCUUUGGGAAGGGAGACCAAAGCUUGCCCAUAUUAUGGGAGUCGAUAUGCCAUUUCCGCUGCACAGCUGGUGGUGCUGCCCUAUCAGAUGCUCUUGCAUGAGCCUACCAGGAAUGCUGCUGGGAUCAAGCUGAAGGACCAGGUCGUAAUCAUUGAUGAGGCCCACAACCUCAUAGACACCAUCACCUGUAUCUAUAGUGCGGAGGUCAGUGGCUCUCAGCUGUGCUGUGCCCACUCCCAGCUGCUGCAGUACAUGGAACGAUACAGGAAACGUUUGAAGGCAAAGAACUUGAUGUACAUUAAACAGAUCCUGUAUUUGCUAGAGCGGUUUGUGGCCAUGCUGGGAGGUAAUGUGAACCAAAAUCCUAGCUGUCAGGCAGUUUCCCAAACAGGGACAGUGCUAAAAUCCAUCAAUGACUUUCUAUUUCAGAGCCAGAUCGACAAUAUCAACCUCUUCAAGGUUCAGCGUUACUGCGAGAAGAGCCUCAUCAGUAGGAAGCUUUUCGGGUUUGUGGAGCGAUAUGGAAGCCCUGCCUCAGCUGUGAAGUCCAACAAGGAGAACCAGAAGCUGAGUGGUUUGCAGAACUUUCUUCUGACCCUCCAGCAGGGAGCCGAUAAAGAGGCAGGUACUCCCCAGAGCCCUGCCGUGGAGGCUGAGAACGACCAGGUCCGAACUGCCUCUCCACUGAUGCAGAUUGAAGGAUUUCUCUCAGCCCUCACCAAUGCAAACCAAGAUGGCAGAGUCAUUCUCAACAGGCAAGGAACAGUUGGUCAGAGCAGCCUCAAAUUCCUGUUGCUGAAUCCAGCUGUCCACUUUGCCAAGGUGGUGGAAGAAUGCCGUGCUGUCAUUAUUGCUGGGGGCACCAUGCAGCCGGUGGCCGAUUUCCGAGAGCAGCUGCUGUCCUGUGCUGGUGUGGACCCUGCACGUGUCGUGGAGUUCUCCUGUGGACAUGUGAUUCCUCCAGAAAACAUUUUGCCCAUAAUCCUUUGCAGUGGUCCUUCCAACCAGCAGCUGGAGUUCACCUACCUGACGAGAGACCUGCCUCAGAUGAUGGAUGAGACGGGUCGAAUCCUUUGCAACCUGUGCAACGUGGUCCCAGGGGGUGUGGUGUGCUUCUUCCCCUCCUACGAGUAUGAGAAGCAGGUAUAUGCUCACUGGGAGAAGACAGGGCUGCUCACCCGCCUGGCAGCGAAGAAGAAGAUCUUUCAGGAGCCUAAGAAAGCCAACCAGGUGGAGCAGGUGCUGGUGGAAUAUGCCAAGUGCAUAAAGCGCUGCAGCCAGGCAGGAGGACAGAUGACAGGGGCCCUGCUGCUUUCUGUGGUUGGAGGCAAAAUGAGUGAAGGGAUCAACUUCUCCGAUGACCUGGGCAGGUGUGUGAUUAUGGUGGGAAUGCCUUACCCCAACAUUAAAUCUCCAGAGCUCCAGGAAAAAAUGACUUGGCUUGACAAAAAAAUGCCCAGAGCUACUGGCCAGGCACCUAGCAGAGUGCUGAUUGAAAACCUGUGCAUGAAGGCAGUAAACCAGUCAAUAGGCAGAGCCAUUCGGCAUCAGAAGGACUUUGCAAGCAUCCUGCUCCUGGAUCACAGGUACGCACGCCCUGCUGUCUUUAACAAACUGCCACAGUGGAUCAGGGAGAGAACCCAGGUGAAACCUGCCUUUGGAGCAGCAUUUGCAGAGUUAAGAAAGUUCCAUCGAGGGAAGCUGGAUGCUUUGUUCUGUGGCCCAGGGAAUGGGCUGUAGGCCAAUUCUGUGAGGUACCCCUCUGAAGAACACCCGAAGCAACACAAGUUCAUGCUUUUCUGUACCACGGAGUUUGUGAAUCUCUGCUUUCUGCCUCCCGUGUGGACGUUUGCUGUUCAGUAUCUGAGCGCUAUGAUGGUAAGGCACCAUAACUGGGAGGCAGGCUGACUGUAGGCCUGAGACAGGCGAAGGGAGUAGUGACAGGCUCCUAUUUGUUUACUUUUGUUACAUUUUUGUUUUGUUACAUUUGUUUUGUUACAUUUUUGUUUUGUUACAUUUGUUUUGUUACAUUUGUUACAUUUGUUUUGCUGUUAAGGUUUUAUUUAAAUUGAUUAAAUAUUUUCAACCCAAACACUUAAGUAUGGGGAGUAUCAUUGCUUUGACUGAACACAUCUGCCUUUUCCCAUCAACCACCAAGUGCAGGGGGCUUGAUGACCACUGAAAACAGCUUUUCACAAGAAUUACAAACUAUCAGGCCAGUAGCUUGUGUCAUGUUGGAAUUAGUGUCAGACUGGUAAGACAGGGCAGCUAAAGGUAACAUUUCCUAUCCCCUUCUUUCUACCUUGCUUCAAGCAAGUAAUAGAUUCAAGGAGCGCUUCAUUCUUUGAAGGGGAGUAACAAUAUGGCCAUAAUACAGCACAGCGCUUCUCCUUUGAUCAUGCUUAAGCACAGGAUUGCUCUGCUCUUUUGAAUUCAAAAACCUGGGCACAGUAAAAACAGCAAAGUACCUUUCUGUGGAAAAUGGUAAAACUUUGGGUUUUGAUGUAACCUUCCUGAGGUUGGUUCCUAGGCUGGGGAUCACUGAUAACAACAGGGAUGGCCACAGCCCUCCCCAGCUCUUCCUGUCACCCUGAGCAAGUCUCUUCCCAGACGCUUCUUUUGAGUCCCUGCCACUUUCAGCAGCUGGAUGCUACUGCUCAAGGCUCUUCACAAUGAAGAAAGCACUUAUAAUAAUUAUGACAAAGAGCUGGUGCUCACUCCUCCUCUGUUCAUUAGCCCUGCAGGGGAAGAAACAGCUGCUCCUGGGAAACUUCCGUGGUGAAGCUCCUGCUCCUUCAGCGGGUACAAACCCCACAGUCUGCCAUGAGCUCUGCCUUAAAGCCAGUGAAAGCAGGAGUGGGGGGCACCUGCUUAUAAGAGCUGGGGUGUAAGGCUAGUCCAAGCCUGAGGCGAGCAGAGAGCUGGGC